This is a messenger RNA of Girardinichthys multiradiatus, 3380 nucleotides long. It is a transcript of the gene rmi1, whose product is annotated as RMI1, RecQ mediated genome instability 1, homolog (S. cerevisiae). Gene Ontology annotation, molecular function: nucleotide binding. The record is from RefSeq and is a predicted model, not a curated record. Gene Ontology annotation, biological process: resolution of meiotic recombination intermediates; double-strand break repair via homologous recombination. Lineage: Eukaryota; Metazoa; Chordata; Actinopteri; Cyprinodontiformes; Goodeidae. Bases 595 to 2676 code for a protein of 693 amino acids. Gene Ontology annotation, cellular component: nuclear body; RecQ family helicase-topoisomerase III complex. The transcript has 9 exons.
CGUCAAUCACGUAAACAAGGGCGUUUCUAACGCCUUAUUUCCGGAUGCGGAUAUGCAAAGUGGUAAUUCUAGUUUAUCCUGUUGGUGAAAAUUAUUUACCUACGAGCCUGAGGAUGAUCUACGUGUUGUGGUGAGAUCUCCUAGAGAUCGUUUGCGCAGUUUUUAGGUCAGUCGUGGUGUCCAGGAUGUUCUGAAGCCAUGACCAGAAAGAAAUGGCGCUAUACCCCCGGUCUUGCUAACUGAUGUAUUGGUUAGUCAACUUUGGCGCCUUCGUUACGUACUUAGACGCUUCACGGUUGAGGUUCCCUCAUUUUCUGCUUAGUUUACAUCUGCACAACACUUGUUCAUAUAAAGGAUACAAUAUUGACUCAUGAGCCUUUGACCGACCGCUUCUAUGGGGAUUUGAAUCUAUUUCGUAAAUGCAUGUUAAACAUGCUGAAAUACAUUUAACUAAAUCGAUCCGAUUUAAAUAUACAGAAGGCCAACAUAGCCAAAAAGUUAAACUUGUCUGUAUACAAUAGCUGAUAACAGUGAGAAAACUAUCAGAAAGUAGCUGUAAUAGACUAAUAUAAACUGCAGAGAACAGAGAGGAGGAUGUCUCCAGAGACACCCUCAGUUGUACGAGCUACACAAGCCUGGCUGCAGUCCUCUCGGCAUGUCCAGGUGCCCUUUGCCUGGCUUGAAGCCUGCGUUAGGUGGAUUCAAGGAGAGGCUGGAGGAGCACAUCAUCUGCCUCAGCAGCAAAUCAAUCAACAGGUCCUGGACCAGUGGCUACUGACAGAUCUGAGAGACCUGGACUACCCGGUUCUUCCUGAAGGUCUCGCUCUGGCCCAGAAGACAGAACUCAAUGGCACGUUCUGUGUCCAGGUUGACUCAUUGCUGGACAUCAGUCAGCCUGCAUAUGGUCAGCUGCAGAAGUGGAGGGGUACAGACUGCACCAAUGACGAGGUCUCUGCUGUCACACAGACCGCUCAGAGACCCUGGGAGGCCAGGCCAACCCGUAUGCUCCUACUCCAGAUUACAGACGGAGUUCAGAGCUUGGAGGCCAUGGAGUAUCAAUCCAUCCCUGCACUCAGUGCAACACUCAGGCCCGGUGCAAAGCUGCAGUUGCAAGGCAAGAUGGUUUGCAGACUUGGUGUCGUGCUUUUGGGGCCGUCCAAUGUAAAGAUCCUAGGUGGUGAGGUGGAGGACUUGGUGGAAAGGAAUACUCAGGGCAGGGUGUUGUGCCGGACUCUGGGUCUUCCUGAGGUGGAGCAGCAGCAUGAGGGGGAAGGGACAGAAGCUUCGACACAACCAGGACAAGACAACCAGGAAGUGGAGCAUCUGGAGGUGGAUGAUGCAGAGCUGUUGGCCAGUCUUGAGGAACACAGUGAGGCUGAAGUGCUUCAGGUUCAACCACCUAGAGACAGUGGUUAUGGGACCGUGCAGGAGACCUCAGCUCUGUCUUCCUUCCUUGGGAACCUUGUCUCAUCAAGGAGUCAAACCGCCACCCCCUUUAACAGUGAUUUGACACAAAGUAACAGGAGUGGGUCAGUUAGGAUAAAUCACAACGAUGACGAACAACAGCACUCUGAAAUUGUUGAGUUCUUCCACUCUGAUGUGAUGGAUCAAAGUAGCCAAGAUGACAACAUGGCAAGUGAUGAAUUUCCUGAUGAAGACUUUGACGAUAUUCCGCUGGAAGAGUUGGACGGUGUCAUAUUACAGGAAAGUGGAACUGUUGCCAGCGGUCACAGAAGCACACUUCAGAAUAACAGAAUAGCAGGAAAUCAAAGUAACGUGGAAAGAGCAACAAAUCCCCAACCCACUCAGUUUGAGGCGCACAUUUCACAUGGAUGUGGGACAUUUGAAGGAUCUGUUCCCUCCAGAUCCACCACGCUGAAAAGAGAUCAUAAAGGAUUCAGCAGGGAGGCUUCAGUAACGUCCAAGCCCUUCUUUUCUUCAACAGUCUUAGAGCCGCCCAAAGAGUUAGAGUUGGGUAACAAUGAUGAGAACAAUUUGAUGGAUGAAAACAUGGACUGUCUGUUUCAAGAGGUUGAAGACAAUCCUGCGGAAACAGAGAAGUCUGAAGGAUUAGCUCAGAUCUCUGCUGAAGAACAAUCUAGAAGAGACAGAGAAAGCAUUACCAACUGUAGCCUUUCCAGGAUAUCCCCAAAAACGCUUACUGGAACAUCUCAAGGAAAAACUCACAAUUUAAAUGCUAGAGAAAGUGAUGCCAACCUUGCUACUCUCACGCUGACCUCUGCACCUUUUACCUACUUAUGCUUGCUUGAAAAGCUUAUGUCCACACCCCAAUCCCAUCCCAUUGUGAUCCACGUCAAAGCCUUCAUUGUGACUCUGCUGGGGAAACUCAGAAGCAGUAAUGGUGUCUGGAGUGUUUCUGCUUCUAUAUCCGAUGGAACUGGUUACCUGGAUGUGGAGUUAUCCAAUGAGGUUUUGACAGGCUUACUGGGGUUCUCAGUAGCAGAGAAGACCGCUCUAAAGCGUGACCUGGCCCGCAGGGGUGAGCUGGACUCCGGCAUGAGGAGAUGCCAGGAAGAGCUGGUGGACAUGUGCUGCAUCAUGACGGUCGUUGUCAAACCAGGAGACGGGAGAGCCGUGGUGGCAAAGGCCCAACCGGUCAGUGAGAGAAUACUGUGGGAGCUGGAACAGAGGGUGGGAGAAAGUAAAUGCAGCUGAGUGGAAGUAGAAAAAAAUGAGAAAAUUACCUCUGAAGGAAACGUUAAAUUGCCCUUCAACAGAGAUGAAAAAUUGCCAAUAAAGCUAUGAUCGAAAUUGAUGAUCAACCUGCCCUUCUGCUUCAUUUUAGACAGCAGAAGGUGUGAACUGGAAGUUUGAUAAUCUUGUGUCGCAAUGCAUCCCAUCUGCUAUAUGUGAAUGUAGCAUUCUGUCGUUUGGCAUUACAGGACUUAAUUCAUCUAUUCAUUGUGCUAUUAUAGACUCUGCAUUGCUUGCAGUUAACAGAGGAAAGGAGCAUCUAAAUACUCAUAUAUAUUGAUUAGCAGAAUGUUGGUUUAGACAACCCAGAGUUAAGCACCACUCAUUUUGUGUAACACCGUAAACUACAUGAAGAGAAGAGUGGAAAUGAGAGUAGGGAUUCGGGGGCGUUCAUUUUCUGAUUGCAGUAAUGAAUUGCCAGUCUAUGCAUUCAUCCAGCACGGCCAUUACUUUGCACUGAAAAGUGAUUGAAUAGGCAAGGGCAGCAUGGGUCUUUAAUAAACUUCCUCAGAGGAGAAUGAAAGGAAGGGGUGGAUAAAGGAGAGGCGAUGAGCUUUGAUUAUUUCUCUUCUGCUCAGAGCCACGUCCAUGGUUUUGGUUUUAAAUGUAAUUUGUUUGUUUUUGUAAAUACUUGAAAUAAAAAGAUAUCAAAAGGUUUUAUCAUA